Molecule: messenger RNA, 2629 nt
Organism: Salarias fasciatus (jewelled blenny)
Lineage: Eukaryota; Metazoa; Chordata; Actinopteri; Blenniiformes; Blenniidae
Gene: bard1
Product: BRCA1 associated RING domain 1
Exons: 11
Coding region: 47-2398 (783 amino acids)
Biological process (GO): protein K6-linked ubiquitination
Cellular component (GO): BRCA1-A complex; BRCA1-BARD1 complex
Molecular function (GO): ubiquitin-protein transferase activity; protein binding
Source: RefSeq, a predicted model, not a curated record
GAGAGUGUGAGCGCGGAGUCAACAAACAAACAGAACACUUCUCAUCAUGGAUGCGGAUUCCUCUGUACAGACUAACGACUGGAAAAACACCAGAGAGUCUGUUGCAAACUUCCGACGCCUGCUGCUUUGUUCUAAAUGCUCAAACUUCAUGAAGGAGCCUGUGUGCCUCGGAUUAUGUGAGCAUAUGCUGUGCAGGUCCUGCGCCGGCCCCCGGGCGGGCGACGGCUGCGCGGUGUGCCGCAGCCCGGCGUGGGUGAAGGACAUUCAAAUUAACAGGCAGCUCAGCACCAUCGUGGAGCUCUUCGGCGGCUUGGAGUCCCUGCUCAACCCCGCGAAGCAGCCAGACUCCCCGGUAGACGAUAUUCAGCCGCAGCCUGAGAGCCACGUCUUCAAACAGAGGAAGAAUUUCAAAAUCUGGUUCAGUCCCCGCAGCCGCAAGGUGCGCUGCAUGCUGGAGAAGCCCUCAGACGUCACGGCGGCAGACGGCGCGCCUCCCGGAGAAACUGCGGCGGCCCGCCCAGGCGCCCCGACCGCUCAAAACCAGGACCUGUCGGUCUUCAACUUCACCCCGUCCUCCCAAGAGUCCGCCUCGUCGCCGUCGCCUCAGAGAUGCAGCGGAAACAAAAACGUCAAGAAGCGGUCGGCAGCCAGACGAGCCCAGACGACCACGCGCAAGCAGACCAGACAGAAUGUUCAGAAGAAGAGGCUGAAGGCCAUAAACGAGCAGUGGGGAGUCAUGCAGGAGGCCCGCGACACAUCGGAAGAGAAGCAGGACUGCGCUGAUGGGGCAAGAAGGUCCAGUAAAAGGGUUUCAUUCCUCAGUCCCGCCGUCGCCUCUGACGAGAGCCGGCCCCAAGUGCCGCAGGGGAGCACUAAUGAACUCAGUCCUGCCAGGAGCACGCCGGGAGAGAGCGUUCCUGAACGCGGCGUCGGCGCCGCGCUGAAUGACCAAGCCCAGCCCAAUCAUAGUGUGUCAAACGGAAUCGCUCAGCAGGCCAAACUGCCUGCAAAUGACCCCGAUCCGGAGGGAAGCGCUCAGAAACCGGGCAGUUCGUCUCCCUCAGCGCGCUCGGCUAAAAGAUCCCGAGCUGGAGCAGAGCUCAGCCCCUCUGAAGGCACACCGAAAAGACCUCGAGCUUCUCCGGGAAGAUGGAGGAAAUCUUUAGGCCGCAUGUUCCCAGCAGACCCUCGGUCUCCUGUUGACUCCGCGGGAGGAAGCCCCGCCGCCACGGAGAGCCGCCGGCGGUCUCCAGGCUCUCCACGUGGGUCUGCCAGGCGGCCCAACGCAGGAAGCCCUCUGACGAGGAGAAACCACAAGGGAGAGACCCCGCUGCAUCUCGCCGCGAUAAAGGGAGACGCAGAGGCUGUCAAAGAGCUGCUGGAGCAGGGAGCCGACCCCAACCUGAGGGAUCACGCUGGCUGGACGCCUCUGCACGAAGCGUGUAACCUGGGCCACGUGGCCAUUGUGGAGAUCCUGGUCUCGAAGGGCGCUCUGCUGAACACGCCCGGCUACGAGAACGACUCUCCUCUCCACGACGCCGUGAGGAACGGACAUCCGGCCGUGGUCAAACUGCUGCUGCAGCUCGGCGCCUCGCAGAGCGUACUUAAUCUGCACGGAAAGCGGCCGGCGGAUUACGCAGCAGGUCCGGAGAUGCAGCAGAUUUUUCAGGAGGUCUCAGAAGGAGCCCGGGAUGCUCAUGCGUCCCACAGCCCCUCAGCCAGUCUCUCUGAGACGGGCGACGGUUCGAGGAUGGAUCAAGCCACGGUGCUCUUGGCCACCAAGCUGUCGGCACGAGAGCAGCAGCAGCUGGCCAGACUGGGACUUCUCCUGGGAGGGACGACGGCCCACACCUUCUCUGGCUCAGUGAGCCAUGUCGUGGUGCCAGAAGGACAAAUGCCCACCACCUUCUCCGCCCUCCAGGGGAUUCUCGGCGGCUGCUGGGUUGUCAGAUACAGCUGGGUGGAGGCGUGUCUGCAGGCGGGGGAGUGGGUUCCCGAAGCCGAGCACGAGGCGGGAGACGGCGCCCGGCGCAGUCGCAUCAACAGAUGCAGCCUGCUUCCUCCGCUCUUCGACGGCUGCUUCUUCUUUCUCCUGGGCUCCUUCAAGGCGCCCAGCCGGGACGAGCUGGCCGCGCUGCUCCGCGAGGGCGGCGGCCAGCUGCUGAGCCGGCAGCCCAAACCGGACAGCGAUGUGACCCAGACCCUGAGCGCGGCGGCGUACCACGCCCUGCCGGGCUCGGACCAGACCCUCUGCACCCAGUACAUCAUCUUCGACCCGCGCGGCCCCCACAGGCCCCCCGCCGUGAGACGGGGGAAGGUGUGGUCGGCCCCGUUCACGUGGCUCAUCGAGUGCGUCGCGGCCUUCGCCCUCCUGCCUGUGCCAGACCCUCAGAUUUGAAGGGUUUUCAAAAAAGCUUGACUCAUCCUGAGGUUGAUCAUCAACUUUUUGUUGCUCUUUGAUGUGUCGAUUCUGUCCUUUUUGUACAUCAAGUCUAAUAUCCAGUGUGCCGUUUGUGGAAUAUGUUCUACAAUGUAAAAAAAAAAAUCAUGAAACACAAAAUAAAGACUUGUAACACCAGCGUUGUAUUUAUGAGGUUUGUUUUAUUUUUAAUUGUGAAAGAACUUUACC